CGGGAACGGGAGUCCGCAGCGGCCCCGCCGGCGAUGGAGCGGCGGGCGAGCUGUGUGCUGGGCUUCUGGCUGCUGCUCGCGUUCGUGGGCCCAGUGCAGGGCCGCCAGAAGGAGUCAGGCUCAAAAUGGAAAGUAUUCAUUGACCAAAUUAGCAGGUCUUUGGAGAAUUAUGAACCAUGUUCAAGCCAAAACUGCAGCUGCUAUCAUAGCGUCAUAGAAGAGGACCUGACACCUUUUCGCGGAGGUAUCUCCAGGAAGCUGAUGGCAGAGGUGGUCAGACGGAAGCUAGGGACCCACUAUCAGAUCAUCAAGAACAGAUUAUACCGGGAAAGUGACUGCAUGUUCCCCUCGAGGUGCAGUGGUGUUGAGCACUUCAUUUUGGAAGUUAUUGGGCGCCUCCCUGACAUGGAGAUGGUGGUCAAUGUCCGAGAUUACCCUCAGGUUCCUAAGUGGAUGGAGCCUGCCAUUCCUGUCUUCUCCUUCAGUAAGACGUCAGAGUACCAUGAUAUCAUGUAUCCUGCUUGGACAUUUUGGGAAGGAGGACCAGCAGUUUGGCCAAUUUAUCCUACAGGUCUGGGACGGUGGGACCUCUUCAGGGAAGAUCUGGUAAGGUCAGCAGCACAGUGGCCAUGGGAAAAGAAAAACUCUACAGCAUAUUUCCGAGGAUCAAGGACAAGUCCAGAACGGGAUCCUCUCAUUCUUCUGUCUCGGAAAAACCCUAAACUUGUUGACGCAGAAUACACCAAAAACCAGGCCUGGAAAUCUAUGGAAGACACGUUGGGAAAGCCAGCUGCUAAGGAUGUCCAUCUUGUGGACCACUGCAAAUACAAGUAUCUGUUUAAUUUUCGGGGUGUAGCUGCAAGUUUCCGGUUCAAACACCUUUUCUUGUGCGGUUCACUUGUGUUCCAUGUUGGUGAUGAGUGGGUAGAAUUCUUCUACCCGCAGCUGAAGCCAUGGGUUCACUAUAUCCCUGUGAAAACAGACCUCUCCAAUGUCCAGGAGCUAUUACAGUUUGUAAAAGCAAAUGAUGAUAUUGCUCAGGAAAUUGCUGAAAGGGGAAGCCAAUUUAUCAUGAACCACUUGCAGAUGGAUGACAUCACUUGUUACUGGGAGAACCUCUUGACUGAAUACUCCAAGUUCCUGUCCUAUAAUGUAACAAAAAGGAAAGGCUAUGAUCUGAUUAUGCCCAAAAUUUUGAAGACGGAACUAUAGUGGUCAUCGAAGGACCAGAGUCCUGUGUGUGGCGGUGAUCUGAGAUGUCCUGUGGUGAGGAUACCGUGAGCAUGGUACCUGUACUUGGAACACAUCUUAUCAAGCCAAGCCUCCAGUUUUCUUAUCAUGCUGCAUCCAGAACGAGUCUUGAGAAGGCUCUAAGACGCACGUAAUAAGCAAGAGUGAAGCAGUUCAACUCUUGGCUGAGGAGAGGCCAGAACCCAUGAGAUGUGGAUUCAGAGUGGGAAUCUCCCUUUCAUGUUCUUAGGACCAAUCACAGCUUGUGCCUGAGAUCGCCUGUGUGUGUGUGUGUUCAACACUGUGAGACUGGCUGGGUCCACGCGGUGACGCCCUUGGUCCUAGGAUUUGGAGCAGGAAAUCCAUCGUUUGGAACUAGUACAGUGCGUUGCUGCACGUGUGGGAUUAUUUUGCGCUAGAUCUCUGUUGCUCUAGCUUAAUGUAGGAAUCCUGUGGGGUUUGUGAAAAAAAAAAUCUGGGGAUCAUUUCCCAAAAAGUCCGAGGGAGCAGUGGCUAUGCCCUGCAGGGCUGCCGGAGUUCUUUUGUAAAAGGAUGAAUUUGGUAUUCGGGAGGUGUCUAUGACGCACAGUUGCAGGAGGGGUUUUUGCAGUUGGAUUUCAGCCCUCAUUUUGUGCCUUUAUUCCCGUCUUGUCUCUGUAAAGGAGAGACAGAGAGCGGAGAGAAAGAUCCUAAUAAUGCUCUAGGAAGUAGUCUCAUACGUUACAUCAACUAUGCGUAGGAGAGCAGCUCAAGUAGGCAUGGUGGUUCAUGCCUGUAAUCCCAGCCCUUGGGGAUACGGAGGCAGGGGGAUCGGUAGUUCAAGGCCACCUUAAGUUACGUAGGAAACUUGAGACCACUUUGGGCUGCAUGAGACUGUCUCAAACACACACAAAGACUGCUUCUCUCACCUUUUUUUGUUUCGUUUUGUUUUUUAAGGUAGGGGCUCGCCCUAGCCCAGGCUGGCCUGGGAUUCACUCAGUCAUCUCAGGGUGGCUUUGAACUUAUAGAGACCCUCCUAAGUGCUGGGAUUAAAGGUGUGCACAUCGCGCCUGGCCCCUCUGCCUUUUGUACUUCAUUGUACACCUUGUUCUUCCUUAAACUACUGGCAGCAGGACUGAGGGCAGAGAUCGCAGUCUUUGAUGUGAACACAUCAUCAAGUGUUAAUUUAGAGUACUUGGCUGUAACAUAUACUUGUGCAAAUCACUGUUGGAGUCCUUUUCUUACUUUUGAAAAAGACAUUUGAAUAGUUUAUUCUCUCAGAUGCUGUCCCUACUAUAGUAAAGAAAAAUGAAAAACA
Messenger RNA from Jaculus jaculus (lesser Egyptian jerboa), 2527 nucleotides. RefSeq names its product protein O-glucosyltransferase 1 (gene Poglut1). NCBI's taxonomy places the organism in Eukaryota, Metazoa, Chordata, Mammalia, Rodentia, Dipodidae. Gene Ontology annotation, biological process: protein O-linked glycosylation; positive regulation of Notch signaling pathway. Gene Ontology annotation, molecular function: UDP-xylosyltransferase activity; UDP-glucosyltransferase activity. The transcript is spliced from 11 exons. The record is from RefSeq and is a predicted model, not a curated record. Gene Ontology annotation, cellular component: endomembrane system. The coding region runs from base 34 to 1212 and encodes 392 amino acids.